AUGUCAUUUUUAGAUUAUACCAUUCGUGUAGUUGUAGGCAUAGAGUUUGGGGUUAAAUAUUCAUCUUUCGCUUAUGCACAUUUAUGUUCUUUGAAUGAUAUAGUCGUAAAUGAUUAUUGGCCAGAAUGUAUAGGUUGUGUGAAAAUCCCAACAGUUCUAAAGUAUGAUGAAUCAUCUAACUUGAUGAGUUGGGGACAUUCCGCGCUAUCUCAAUCUCAACGAUCAUACAGGAAAAAGACAAGUUUUGAUAUAAAAUCUGUAAAACUUGUAGAAAAUUUUUUACUGUAUUUGAGUAAAAUGGAAAAUAAACCCUAUUUACCGGAAGGUUUGGAUUAUAAAACCGCCAUAACUGAUUAUCUUAGAGAAAUGAGUAAUUUCGUUAAGGAUACUUUACGCACACGUUGGUCAGACAUUGACUUUUAUAAAAAUGUUUUAAUUAUAUUACAGGUUCCAGUUGAAUGCGACAAUAAAGCUAAGGCAAUUAUGCGUGAGUGUGCGUAUAAUGCGGGUCUGAUAAGCUACAAAGAUAGCUCGAAUCUAUAUUUUAUAACUAAGCAUGAGGCUGCUUCUAUUUAUUGUAAUAUGAAAGUGUUAAGAGAAUUUAAUAUUAGUGUUGGCUCAUCAUUUAUGAUUGUUGAUACUAGCGCCGACGCAAUAGAUAUAAUAAUACGAACACUUUUAGAAAAUAAUGAACUUGGUGAUAUUUCCGGAAGGAUAGAAGAUCCCUGUGGUGGAAAUUCUGUUGAUGAAGAAUUUCUUAAUUUUCUUAGUCGUAAAGUUGGACAAUCAGCAAUUAAUUUAUUAAAAGAAAAUCAUUAUGGUCAAUUACAAUAUAUGAUUAAAGAUUUUUGUGAAAAUUGUAAAUUUAAAUUCACAGGUCAAGAUAGAGAUUUUAGCUAUGAAUUGGAUUUUACAGAUAUAUGUCGAGCUAUUAUUCAGUAUGUCAAAGAUCCCGAACGUGAACAGAUGGAAUAUCAAGAAUGGCUUAUUGAUGUGACAUUUGAAGAUAUUAAAGCAAUGUUUGAUCCAGUGAUAGAAAGAAUUUUACGAUUAAUUAAUACACAAUUGAAUGCAGUAAGCAGUUGCAAAGCUAUACUUCUUAUUGGUGGUUUUAGUCAAUCAAUGUAUUUACAGAAAAGAAUUAAAGAAGAAUUUAGUCAAAAAGUAACUAAUAUAAUUAUUCCUGCAAGUCCAUCGAUGAUAAAUGUUAGAGGAGCCGUACAAUAUGGUUUAAUGCUACCGGAAAUGUUAAACAAGUCAACCAAACUAUCUAUUACCCUACGUGUUUUUGAAAAGACAUAUGGAAUUAAAACUACCCGCAAGUGGAAUCCUGGUGAUCCAAUGGAACGUAAACUUCCGGAUGGAAUGAUUAAUAUUUUUUUAAGAAUAGCCAAACAAGGGGAUGAGAUUCCUGUUAAUACAGGAAUUUCUAUGAUCUUUAGCUCAAGUUUCUUAUCACGAAAUAGUUUAGAUCUAUUUGUUACAAAUGAACAUGAUGUGAAAUAUUGUGAUUCUCCUGGAGUAAGUAAAAUCGGUAUAUUGGAUAUUAGUACACUUAGUAUACUUAGUAAUAGUGCUAUUUCUGUUACUUUAUUUUUUGAUAAUAUGAAAAUUAAGGCUAUUGUUCAAGAUGUUAAUGUUAGAACUGGUUGGAAAUAUGAAAAAGUAUUUGAUAAUAUUUAUUGAAUUUUUAUUUAUUUAUU
Messenger RNA from Rhizophagus irregularis DAOM 181602=DAOM 197198, 1703 nucleotides. The record is from RefSeq and is a predicted model, not a curated record. NCBI's taxonomy places the organism in Eukaryota, Fungi, Glomeromycota, Glomeromycetes, Glomerales, Glomeraceae.